Penicillium cosmopolitanum is the source of this 3573-nucleotide messenger RNA. RefSeq names its product putative RNA polymerase II transcription elongation factor (Ctr9). Bases 1 to 3573 code for a protein of 1190 amino acids. The record is from RefSeq and is a predicted model, not a curated record. The transcript has 3 exons. Gene Ontology annotation, biological process: regulation of DNA-templated transcription. Lineage: Eukaryota; Fungi; Ascomycota; Eurotiomycetes; Eurotiales; Aspergillaceae. Gene Ontology annotation, cellular component: Cdc73/Paf1 complex. Gene Ontology annotation, molecular function: RNA polymerase II complex binding.
AUGGCGUCUCUCGAAAACGGCCAUGCCAAUGGCUUAAACGGCGAUUCUAUACCAUCUACAAGCUCCCUACCUAACCUACGUUUCUCCGAUAUCCCCGAUGCCAUCGAUAUUCCCGCCUCCAGUUUCGACAGCGAAGUCGAAGUUAGUCUCCUCGACCUCCCCGAAGACCCAACCGAGCUCUGCACCCUCCUGGAAAACGAACGGGCGGCCAAGAAUUUCUGGGUCAUCAUUGCAUUGGCCUACGCCAAGCGAAAGCAGAUCGACCAUGCCAUCGACAUCCUGAACAAGGGUCUGGCCUCCGUCGCCCACGGCGCUACCAAAGAGAAACUAGGCCUUCUGGGCUGGAUCUGCUGGCUGCUCAUGCUGAAGAGUCGUCAGGCUCCUCGUGUCGCGCCAGAGGGAGAGCUUUACUCAGAAGCCAAAACCAAGGACCACUACCUGCAGCUGGCAACUUCCACUCUGAACGAGGCAUCGCGUCUGAACCCUGCGUACCCUCCUCUCUUCCUAGCCCGCGGUGUCUUGUGUCUUCUCCGUGCCUCCUUAUACCCUCCGCGUGCGGUUCGACCCGGUGCCAUCGAUACAUCCGAGCGGGUCGAAGCCCUGCGGCAGGCGUUGAAAUGCUUCGACGAGUCCUCCAAGGCCUUUGGCGGUCGUAACAUUAUGGCUAUCCUAGGCCGUGCCCGCGCACUAUACAUGCUGGGAAGAUACGCAGAGGCUCUUGAAGGCUAUCAAAAGGUCCUGAUGAAGGUACCUAAUCUGACAGACCCUGAUCCUCGUAUCGGUCUGGGAUGCUGUCUUUGGCAGCUGGGUUUCAAGGACCAAGCGAAGGUGGCAUGGGAACGAUCACUGGCUCUGAACCCCGAGUCCAAGGUCGCGAACAUCCUCCUCGCCGUUUACUACCUUUACGACAGCUCCCGCCGCUCUACUACCGACCCCAUGUUCGGCUCCUUGUACAAAAUGGCCAUGACCCAAUACACACAGAAGGCUUUCAAGCUGGAUAAAGAAUAUCCCAUGACCUGCGCCUCAUUCGGAAGUUACUUCCUCCUCCGCAAACAAUACCCGACCGUUGAGACACUCGCCCGCAAGGCGAUCGAAAAGACGGAUGUCAUGCCCAUUGCUAGUGACGGAUGGUAUCUGCUUGGCCGAAAGGCACACUAUGAGGGCGAUGGGGCACGCGCCACGGAGUACUACAACAAAUCCGACCAGGCUCGUGGUGGUGGUGAAAAGGGCUUCUUGCCUGCUAAAUUCGGUGCUGUGCAAAUAUCCGUCUCGAACAAGGACUUUGACGGUGCCAAGUUCCGCCUGGAGAAGAUUGUCCAACAAUCAAAGAACGCUGAGGCUAUGAUUCUGCUCGCGGCGCUGCACGCGGAAGAUGUCUUUGCCUCACUAAAGGCCGGUCUCAAGGAUGAUAAGUCGAAUGAGACGAAACGUGCUAUCCAUUUGCUGGAGUCUGUGCGCUCGAUGUGGAAGGAUGAGAAGCAAAAGCUGACUCCAGAUGAAUCUGUCCUGGUUUAUCUGGCUCGUCUGUACGAGUCCACUUCUCCGGAAAAGUGCAUGCAGUGCCUAGCCCAACUAGAGGAGCUGCAGAUUUCUGGUAUCCCCGAGAGUUCUCGGCCUGAUAUUGACGAUCCGGAGGAUCUGAAGGCUGCCCUCCGCGAGAGUCUUCCUCCGCAGCUGCUUAACAAUAUGGGUUGCUUCCUCUAUCAAAACGAGAAGAUUGCUUUGGCGCGUGGUAUGUUCCAAUCCGCACUCAAUGCUUGCGUACACUCGCAAGAGAGAAAAGAUGGUUCCGACAAUGAUGCCCUCGUCACAACUAUCAGCUACAAUCUUGGCCGCACAUAUGAGGCAGCAGACAUGUGGGACGAAGCUAAGAAGGUCUACGAUGGACUCCUCGAACGACACAGCGACUACACCGAAGCUAGUGCACGUUUGACCUAUAUCGCCCUCCGCCAAAGCCCAACCGAGGAAGGACCCAAGAAGAUGUCCAAGCUCUACGAAGCCGACUCCUCAAAUCUGGAAGUCCGAUCCCUCUUCGGGUGGUAUCUCAGCAAGUCCAAGAAGCGCGUGUCCAACCUGGCCGAGGACUCGGAACAGCGCCAUCACAAGCACACCCUACAAUACUACGACAAGCACGACCGCUACGCUCUAACCGGCAUGGGCAACGUCCACCUCCUCGCUGCCCGCGAUAUGCGCCGCGACACCGAAGCCGACAAAGAAAAGCGCCGCAAGGUCUACCAGCGCGCAGUAGAGUUCUUCGACAAGGCCUUACAGCUUGAUCCCAAGAACGCAUAUGCCGCACAGGGAAUCGCCAUUGCCCUAGUCGACGAUAAGAAGAACUACAGCGCCGCCGUGUCAUUCUUCUCCAAGAUCCGAGACACACUCAAGGAUCCGAGCGUCUACCUAAACCUGGGCCACGUCUAUGCCGAACUGCGCCAAUACUCGCGCUCAAUCGAACACUACGAAGCAGCCCUCGCCAAGGACCGCGCCCGCGACGUGCAAAUCCUAGCCUGUCUAGCCGAGUCUGCCCUGGACUACGCCCUCCGCGCCCGGGAUGUCUCUCCCGACCAACUCCACCUCCAAUUCAACGUAGCCUUUGUGCAAAACCAAAUCGCCUCCCUGGCAUACAGUUUGCAACCCACGCAAAAGACGCUCCAAGAUGUGCAGGAAGCUGCCGACGGAUUGAAGGAAGCAAUUGAGACCUUUGAGAAGAUCUCGAAGGAGAAGAAUCCUCCUUACCCAGCCCAAGCACUCGAGCAACGUGCAAAUAUGGGUCGCACGAUUAGCAAGCAGCUUGACCGCGCGAUGCAGAGCCAGAAGGAGUACGAGGAGAAGAAUGCGGCGAAAUUACAACAAGCGCGCGACGCGCGUGAAGCAGCUCAGGCGAAGCGUGAAGAGGAAUUGCGCAAGGCUCAAGAAAUUGAGAUCGAGCGGAAGAGGAAAAUUGCUGAGGAGCGCGCGCAGAUGGCUGAGGAGACGCAGCGCAGCGCGGCGAGACGGGCGGAGGCUGAUCGUGCGCGUGAAGAGGCGGAGCUUACGGAUGGAUCGCAGGGCGAGAGAGUCAAGAGGAAGAAGAAGACUGCGGCUAAGCGGAAGAAGAAGGGUGGCGAUGACUUUAUUGCUGAUGAUGAAGAGGGUCUUGGUGGUGGUGAGGAUCAGGAUCGCAGUGGUGCGGAGGGUGAGAGUGAGGGUGAAGCUGCGCCUAAGAAACGUCGUCGUCUUGAGCGGAGGUCUGGGGGUAAGGUUGCUGCUUCCAAGGCUUCUAGCAAGUACAAGAGUGAUGAGCGGGUUGUUGACUCGGAUGAUUCGGAUGAGGAGGCUGGUGGUGAGGCUGCGCCGGGUACACCUGGUGAUGAGGAUAAGGAAGAUCUUUUCGGCGAUGAUGAGCAAAUACAGGAGGAUGUUGCGCCUCGUCGUCGGGGUAAAGCGCGUCAUAUUGCUGAUGAUGACGAUGAGGAUGAGGAUGAGGAAGAAGGUCAACAGGCUCCUGCUAAAGCGAUCGAGGACAAUGAUGACGAUGACCUCUUCGGGGAUGAGGAGAAGACUCAGACUCAGGAUACGGAGAUGCAGGACUGA